AUGGCGGCGGUGGCGGACCGGUCGCAUCUGAGUGCGAUGGACGCCAACACCGUGGACGCCAAUGCGGCGACUGAGGCCCCGUGCAAGCAGCCCGCCAGCCACCCCAGCACGAAGGCGCCCGAGGCGUUCGUGUUCGCUUGCCCUGGCUGCGGGGCGACGCUGCAGGCCGCGCUGCAGGCGGAGAUCACGUCCGUGCAGUGCGACUCGUGCCGCGACGUGUUCGAUGUGCAGAUGCCGCCGCGCGAUGCGCCGCCGAUCGCGCCGCCUCCUCGGGCGCCGCCGCCGGCUGCCACCGGAGGCGGACCCGCAGUCGGCCAGCAGCGCAACCGGCCCGAGCAGCUCGACUCCACCGCCACGGAGCUCGAGGACCAGCUCACGACGGGCAUGCGGCAGCUCGCUGACACGCAAGAGAUGGCGCCGGCGGACGCCGUGUUCGGCGGCAGUUCGCGACGGGGCGAGACGCCCCGCUCGACGACCUCCGCCUCCGAGGCGGACGAGGGCGACGGCGCCGGCGGCGAUGGCGGGACCGGCUUCGACCUGUUCGGGCCGGACCCCACCCCCAUGGAGGACCUUUGA
Messenger RNA from Emiliania huxleyi CCMP1516, 576 nucleotides. RefSeq lists its product as hypothetical. Lineage: Eukaryota; Haptophyta; Isochrysidales; Noelaerhabdaceae. The transcript is spliced from 4 exons. The record is from RefSeq and is a predicted model, not a curated record. Bases 1 to 576 code for a protein of 191 amino acids.